Molecule: messenger RNA, 3001 nt
Organism: Tuber aestivum (summer truffle)
Lineage: Eukaryota; Fungi; Ascomycota; Pezizomycetes; Pezizales; Tuberaceae
Source: the annotation of a GenBank genome assembly
CAGGCACGUACCGGUAUAACAAACGAUAGGUGACCCGGGGUUGGUAAUGUAGCUCGUAUAAAAACUUCUUGACCCCCCUCAGAGGUCCCCCCUCUGGCUGCCCGUCUGUCCGUCCAUUUACUAGUCUGUUCGUGCGAACCUUAGUUCCUCCGAACCUGCGCUGCCCGUCCCGCCGCCCACCGAACCGCAGCUGGGGAAAAACAUACGGUAGAGGACGAAACCAGCUAUGGUUGCUUCCGAGAAAGGUUUUUUUCCCCCCUUCCCCGUUCACUCACUCGCCCGCUCACGAGUACUCACCCAUUUCUCCCACCGUCAAGGCUCGAUCCCGAGCGCCGGCACGCCCGAAUAUGUGGUGUCACCAGCACGGUAUGUCAAUGGAAGGCUGCAGCCGCCGCCGGGCAUCGACGAGAAGGCGCUUUUGAGAAGGAUUGAUCUCAGAUUGUUACCAGUCUUGUGCCUUUUGUCAAUUUUGGCGUUUCUGGAUCGGUGAGUUUUACCUCACUCCACAUCACCCUACACCUUCCCCCUCCGCGGGGAGGGGGCAACACAGAAGGUGAGUGACGGACUGACGGGGUCAGCGUAAAUAUCGCGAAUGCAGUGAUAUUCGGACUCAAGGAGGAAUUGAACCUCAAUGGAUUGGAGUAUAAUACCUGCUUGACUAUAUUUUUUGCCCCCUAUAUUUGUCAGUUCCGCUGCCUAUCCUCCUCAUUUUCAGGGAGCUAACGUGAGGCAGUAUUUGAAAUCCCGUCGAAUAUAUUACUGAGGAAAUUGGGACCUCAUGUUUGGCGUAAGUUUAUCAUUGGCACCCCUCUGGAUUGCUUACUGUACUUGUACUUACUUUCUGGUUCUCGGUCUCUUUUUUUCCCCUCCUGCUUCGUGGCUUGUGUUCGGGGCACUUACUGACGAGUGUUUGCUUUUUUUCCGGGGGUUGAACUAAAGUUCCGAUAUGUAUGUUCAUGUUCGGACUCGUUACUUUUCUGCAAGGAUUCGUAAAGAACUAUGGUGGGAUUCUGACGACAAGGUUUCUCUUGGGUGUUUUUGAAUCCGGUAGGGUUUCUUUCUCCUUCCGCUUGCUUGAUCAAUCCGCUAUUGGGGAUAUGUUUGUGCUGAUUUGUUGAGGGAAGGGAUGUUCCCGGGAUCUUUCUACAUGAUUGCUAUGUGGUACAAGCGUGAAGAAGCGCAGACGCGGUGCACUUUCUUCUUCUCGUCCACUUCUCUUGCUGGUGCUUUUGGUGGGUUGCUAGCGAGUGCGAUUGGACUCUUGGACGGGAAAGCAGGGUAUAGGGGGUGGAGGUGGAUCUUUAUACUUGGUAGGCAUUUUAUAUUCACAACCUGACGCCCUGCGGGAAUUGGACAAUCCUGAUCGAGAUUUACAGAGGGUUUAUUGACCUGCAUCCUUUCAUUCCUCUUCUACUUUGUCAUUACCGAUUUCCCGGAGGAAGCCACCUUCCUAACGGAGGCUGAGCGGAGAUUCGUCAGGGACCGCCUGAGAGCGGAUGUCGGCGACCCGGUUCGGGAGACCAAGAUAACUCCAAAGGGCGUCCUCAGUGUCUUUAAAGAUUACAAAAUCUUCAUUGGAGGAUUUAUGUACUUUGGUCUCGUCGCACCAGCCUAUGGGUACGCAUACUUUGCACCUACCAUCAUCCAUCAAUUUGGGUACACCGGUCAGUUCACCCCCCCCCGCUUCCCCGUAGAACGGAAAAGGCUAGAAGAAUACUGACUCGGCGAUAGCGAUCCAAACCCAACUCCGCUCCGUUCCCCCCUGGGCCGCCGCCUUCGUGUUCGGAAUGACCGUGGCGGCGAUCUCCGACAGGGUAAGACACCGCUUCCUCUUCACGGUAAUCCCAAUCGGCAUCUCUCUCUCUGGCUUCAUGAUUCUUUUGACGGUCCACGACAACGUCAGCAUCCAGUACCCCGCUCUCUUCUUAGCGACAAUGGGAAUUUACAGUGCUAUGCCGGUCAUCGUCUGCUGGUUCAACACAAACCGUGCUUUCCCCGCCCCCCCUCUCCGCCCUAUCAGUAAGCUAACAGGAAGCGAAAAACAGUGGGAGGGCAUCAUAGAAGAGCCGUCGGCACAGCCUGGCAAAUCGGUUUCGGUAACAUCGGGGGUGUCAUAGCCACGUACUCGUUCCUUUCCAAGGACGCCCCAAGGUAUACGAAGGGGUACGCGAUCAGCAUAGCGUUCAUGUGCCUCUCAGCUCUGUUCUGCGCAGCGUAUUUCCUGGCAGUGAGCUGGGAGAAUAAGCAGAGGCAACAGGGUGUGGAUAAGUAUGCUGAUGCGACCGAGGAGGAGAAGAAGUUGCUUGGGGAUUUGAGUCCGGAUUAUAGAUAUUUCUUGUAGAGCUUUCUGUGUUUCCCCCUCCCUCUCUUCUUUCUUUUUGUUUACCAUUGCAGUUUUUUCAAGAGGGGUGCGUGCGCCUGUGUGGGGGAGAAGGGAAGAGAAGAGAAGAGAAGAGAAGGAAUGAUUUGGUGAUGCAGCUUCCUGUUUGUUCCUUAUGCGGCGCAGGACGAUAAUUAUUUACUCAUAAUACAUGUAUUUCUAUCCGGGCCAGCACCUCAUUGUAUAUACCAGCAGACAUAUGGAUAAUAAAAACGGGCCGGCAUGGCUCACUAUAAGUAAAAUUAAAGUACUCUAUCAAAGCGAUUAAAUAUAACCUCUGCGCGCAGCUGCGCAGGGCAGACAUCAACGCCUUCAAACAACCUAUCAUACAAGUUAAUACCCAAACAAUAAGAAUCCACGAUACCCAUCUGGCCUAGAGUAAGCUCAUCACCGCGUAAAAACUCUUCAUUUUUCCCAAAUUCUUUUUAUCUCUUUCAAUCCUCCUUCCUUCCCGUGCAAUGCAAACAUUCAGCCUAUGCAUGCCUCAACCCAGACCGUUUCCCGACGGGCCCCACGGACCAACCAAUCAACCACAAACCACCACAAAUGAACGAAACAACCCACCGAGUGAGAAUACAUGUCGUUGUAAAGUCCAACCAAGCCAUGCCAAACCGAGCUCCC